AAUUACCCCCAACCGAACAAGCGGUUAGGGCAGAUAAACCCGCGGUUUCCGAGGCGUAGUGUCACCGCUCCUCUUCCGCCGCUACUCCACUCUGCCCCGCAAACAAUGGGGAAGAAGAAGCGUAUCCAAAAAACAGCAAUGGGGGAGAAGGGGGCGACGCCGACGGCAAAUCAGGAGGAGCCGGCGAGCGUGCUGACGCUCCUGGAGGCGGCAGAUCCGGAGGACCCGGCGAGGGUGCUGACGCUCCUGGAGGUGGAUCCCACCAAGGAGGACCCUGCCGUCCUCAACGCCAUCAGGAAGAAGAACAGUGCUGCCCUGACCUCUAUGCUUGGUCCCCGUGAUGAGCUCUCCGACAAAGACAGUUCAAAUGCAGCUGAUGCUGUUUGGCAUCUCGUCAUAAAUGGUGACCACAUAACUGGAAAUCUGAACCUGCUCACAGACCUCACACCUGUGUGUGACCGUUGGGUUCGCAGCCUCAAUGGGAUGGGGGGGGCCAUGCAAGUCUGUGCACGGGGAUAUGUGAACUGCAAUGGGAUCAGGGUCGAUGAUGUAUGAUAUGUUCCUGGGGUCACGGUGAAUAUGUUGGCGACUGCCCAUCUUACCAAACAAGAUCUAUGAGUCCAAAUAGGUGCUGAUUUCUGUUCUAUAACGCGCCCUGAUGGCACAGUAGUUGGCAAAGGACAUUGCAAAGGUCAUUUGUAUGAGCUCGACUUUCUUGAUGCCAUCAGGUAGAAGAACUAUUUGCCUCAAUGAUUUAUUAUUAUC
Brachypodium distachyon (stiff brome) is the source of this 765-nucleotide messenger RNA. RefSeq lists its product as uncharacterized. The transcript is spliced from 2 exons. The record is from RefSeq and is a predicted model, not a curated record. NCBI's taxonomy places the organism in Eukaryota, Viridiplantae, Streptophyta, Magnoliopsida, Poales, Poaceae. Bases 106 to 555 code for a protein of 149 amino acids.